This is a messenger RNA of Cottoperca gobio, 1078 nucleotides long. It is a transcript of the gene dlx3b, whose product is annotated as distal-less homeobox 3b. Gene Ontology annotation, biological process: regulation of transcription by RNA polymerase II; epithelial cell differentiation; embryo development. The record is from RefSeq and is a predicted model, not a curated record. The coding region runs from base 1 to 843 and encodes 280 amino acids. The transcript has 3 exons. Gene Ontology annotation, molecular function: DNA-binding transcription factor activity, RNA polymerase II-specific; RNA polymerase II cis-regulatory region sequence-specific DNA binding. Lineage: Eukaryota; Metazoa; Chordata; Actinopteri; Perciformes; Bovichtidae.
AUGAGCACCGGACAGACGUAUGAGAAGAAGAUUGCGAGUAUUUUGACCGAUCUACCAGGAUCUAUGAGUUGCCACCCGAGCUCCAAAGACUCUCCUACUCUCCCCGAGUCUUCGGUGACGGACAUGGGCUACUACAGCGGACAGACGGCCCCGAGCCAUCACGAAUACUAUCAGAGUCAAGCGUACGGACAGCCCAUGAACUCUUACCACCAUCAGUUUAAUCUGAACGGAAUGGGAGCUGCUGGAGCGUACGUGACCAAAUCUGAAUACCCCUACACAAAUAGCUACAGACAGUUCGGACAUUACAACAGAGAUCACCUGCAGCCAUCGCCUACGUGCUCAGUGAAAGAAGAGCCAGAGCCUGAGGUCCGCAUGGUGAAUGGAAAACCGAAAAAGAUCCGCAAGCCGAGGACGAUCUACUCCAGCUACCAGCUCGCUGCUCUGCAGAGACGCUUCCAGAAGGCGCAGUACCUCGCGCUGCCCGAGAGAGCGGAGCUGGCGGCUCAGCUCGGUCUUACUCAGACACAGGUCAAGAUCUGGUUCCAGAACCGGAGGUCCAAGUUCAAGAAGCUGUACAAAAACGGCGAGGUUCCCCUGGACCACAGUCCCAACGCCAGCGACUCCAUGGCCUGUAAUUCCCCGCCCUCCCCCGCGGUCUGGGAGAACAGCACCCCUCAGAGCACCCCGAUCAACAGACCUCAGGUCCCGCAGCCGACGCACAGCUCUUCGCCGCCAUACCUGGAGGAUUAUAACAACCACUGGUACCAGCAGGGAUCACACCUACAGCACCCGGGCACCGUGCACCACCCAGUCCCGCAGCAAAGCGUGGGAGCGGUUUAUUAACAAUGACUCACGAGCAGAUUUAUCUCCUCAAACCAGCUCUCUCCACAAUGACUCUGCAGAGCAAACCGGACCGAGAGCAGGCCUGAAGUGAAACAUUGCUUUUGAUUUUUUUUGAUCAAGAAUGUUUCAGAAUUGGGUUUCCAUUCACAAAGCACAUGAGGGAUUUCUAAUCACUUGUGGCAGCAUAUUUAACGGACAUCUGGCGUGUUUUUAUUUUUUUUAAUUAUUAUUAAAU